Molecule: messenger RNA, 879 nt
Organism: Penicillium riverlandense
Lineage: Eukaryota; Fungi; Ascomycota; Eurotiomycetes; Eurotiales; Aspergillaceae
Product: Glucose/ribitol dehydrogenase
Exons: 3
Coding region: 1-879 (292 amino acids)
Source: RefSeq, a predicted model, not a curated record
AUGGCAGCAGCACGUCCCACUUGGUUGAUUACUGGAGCCUCAUCCGGCCUUGGCAAGUCGCUUUCUUUGGAAGCUCUCAAGGCUGGCUACAAGGUCAUUGGAACCACUCGUGACGUCGGCAAGGCUGAAACCGCCUAUCCCGAUUUCUCGGCCAAAGGCGGCAUCUGGAUAGGCAUAGAUCCUGCUGAAGAGGAUGCAUACGAUCAAUUCGCCAAGUGCUCUUUGGAACACAAUGUGGAUGUCCUUGUCAACAACGCGGGUUACGCGUUCAUUGGGGGUGUCGAAGAUACCAGUGAAAAUGAAGUGCGCGAUCAAAUGGAGGUCAAUUUUUAUGGGCCACUUCGCGCUGUUCGAGCGUGUCUCCCUGUCAUGCGUGCAAGAGGCUCCGGUCACAUUGUUCUGGUUAGUAGUGGUGCCGGAGAAAUUGCACGGAUCAACAGAUUCAUCGCCCGUCCUGGAAGAGCCACCUACUCUGCUAGUAAAUUUGCCAUCGAGGCUGUUCACGAGUCACUUUCCCACGAGGUGAAGACGCUCGGUAUCAAGAUCUUGAUAGUAGAGCCGGGCGCUUUCCGUACGCCAUUUUCUAGCCGCAUCAUUACCCCGGCUCAGUUCGAGAACGGCUUCAGUGAGGGCUACAAGGGUACUGCGGUAGAGCAGAUGGUCGCUGGGUCUCGACAGAUCACGUCCAUCCCUGACUUUGUCAAAGGAGACCCCGAUAAGGCGGCACAGGCAAUAAUCAAGGCCAUAAUUACGGGCUAUGACUAUCUUCGCAUGCCCCUGGGAAAGGACUGUGUGGCUGCGUUGGAGUCCAAGAUUGGGGAGCUACAGAGGGACCUCGAAGCUACCCGGCAUAUCGCCACAUCUACAGAUAUCGAUUGA